GACACACUUCUCAAGGCUUUUCGUGGAGAUGAGAUUGAACUACUUACUGUUAUGAACAAUAGAUAAGCUAGCAAGUCCAAGCCAAAGAAGUUCUGCUUUAAACAAGCAUGCGUAUAACGACAACCAUCGAGAACAGAAAUGCUACUGGUCACAAAAGUUUUUUAUCUUGAAAAAAGGAGAUAGACUGCUCAAAUUUGGAAAGUUUUUGAAAUAUUUUCACAAUAUAUUAACACAUACAGCUACGCAUUUUCCGGUUUUGGUUCGUUUCAAAGCGACAACAGCACAAAUGUUGGGCCUUAAACAAACGGUUGACCUUCCUUAAAUGAGAUCCCUUUCUGAUAAUGAAUGCGUAUCAUUUUUAAUCCCAUCUUUCAUUUGCUGUUCUUCAAAAUGUGAUUUAAUCUAUCUUAUCCUUCCCUUGAGUGAGAAAAUGACAUAGCAUGUUUGUCAGCACACUUACUGCGCAUGCUCAAAAGACGCAAGUUUAUAUAUUUAACUAAAGAUUGUGAUUAAUGCACUUCGGAUUUAUGCUUAUGAUACCAAUGCAUAUUUUUAGCUACACUGAACAUUCAAGAUCAUAAAGACAGUUGCUUAACUAAAUAGCACGAGUUUUGGCCAUCACCGAAGUACUUGGAAACCGAUGGGAAGUUAACUGCAGAACAAACAUUUACUUCUCACUCCAAAAGGUCCAUUUUUUCAAAUCCUAGUCCACACAACUAGUUUUCAAAGUUCUACUGUAUAUAGGAUGAAUUUAUAAACAAAUGAAAAAUUCAUUGCUGAAAAAAUAAUCAAUCUUCACUCCAAACAGUUCCUUUAAUGAUUGGAACUAAGAAAAUAUUUGUUUGUGAUAAUUUUCUUUAUUUAAAAAAGUAAGAUCUAUUAUCCUGGAUUUGGUCAUAUGCAUCAUUCAUUUCUAAAUAAUUGCAGAGAGAUUUCUCGCCAUAGAGACCGUAAUUUGAGCAUAUAUAAAGGAUAAAAACAAUUUUAGCUUUAGAAGAAGGCAGUGAUAGACAUGAUCACAUGCAUAGAAGAGGGCAUGAUAUAUGCUAAUAUGGCACUUCAAAGAGACUUGAAACGUAUGCAGCUAUAAGAAAAACAUAGAAACAACGCCAAAUACAUGGAUAGCACAUUGUGCAACAUUUUUCCUGCCCACUUUCAUACACUCGAUAAUUCAAUAUAUGUGAUGCAUUGCUGAAUCAAGAUGAAUUGUACAGCUUUGCCGCGUGUAGCUGCAAUGAAAUCAGAGACUAUUUAUUCGUUGUGUGUUGUGAAUACAUUUACAGCAUUAGCAAGUGUCUGGAUCAACUUCUGUUUUUUGUGAGGUCCCUGUCUAUGAGUGACUUUCUUGUAGGCCUUAUUACGCAGCCACUUUUAAUUGGGCAUAUGCUUCUCAGUGCGGGUGGAAUAGAGAGCUGCGUGGUAGAAAACCUAACUGCAAUGACACUUUCUGCAUUUUGCGCAGCAUCAGGUCUCUGCCUCCCGCUCAUAAGUUUGGACCGGUAUAUUCGCAUGAAAAGCCUUUACUUCUAUACAAGCAUAGUAAAAAAGAAGCGUGUUAUUUUUGCACUACUUUUUACCUGGAUCGUUGCUUUUAUCAUUGCAUCUUUGCCUAUUUUCGUUGUAUCAAAGGCUGUUUUUUACAGCAUCCUCAUUGCAUGCUGGAUAGCAGUGACUAUCAUAAUGAUCAACGCAUAUUUCUCAGUCAUCCGCAAUUCUCGAAGAAAAGUUGGCCUGGUAAACAAAAGAGCAACAAUUCAAGAAACCUCCGGUAGCGCUGCAUCCACCUCAAUUUCAAAGGACAAAGCAAAGAUGUUGACUGAAGAUGCAAGACAAUUGAAACUCACUGUAACUGUUUCAAUCAUAGUUGCUGUUGUUGUGAUUGCCUGGCUGCCAACUUUUAUUGUGUUUCUUUUAUGGGCAAUAGGGAUACCCGCAUCGAACAGGAAUGAAACAAUAGUCUCUUUAAGCUAUGCUUUUUGCACAUUCAGUCUCGCGGCAUCAACUGUAAAUCCUUUAUUAUACGGUUGGCGAAUAAAAAAACUGAGAAGAGCUGCAUUUGAAUUUUUCCUGAAACUGAUACGCUGUAAUAGGCCCAAUUAAAGCUCGAUCAGAUUGCAGGCAGCAAAUCGUAAAAAUUAAAUUACCGAGGUCAAACAACCAAGAAGCAACCUAAUGCGGAAAAAAACAUUACAUUACACAACGCCAUACCAUACCAUACCAUACCAUACCAUGCCAUACCAUGCCAUACCAUGCCA
Messenger RNA from Rhopilema esculentum, 2255 nucleotides. Its product is annotated as adenosine receptor A3-like. The record is from RefSeq and is a predicted model, not a curated record. Gene Ontology annotation, biological process: G protein-coupled receptor signaling pathway. NCBI's taxonomy places the organism in Eukaryota, Metazoa, Cnidaria, Scyphozoa, Rhizostomeae, Rhizostomatidae. Gene Ontology annotation, cellular component: plasma membrane. Gene Ontology annotation, molecular function: G protein-coupled receptor activity.